Ambispora leptoticha is the source of this 888-nucleotide messenger RNA. The record is from the annotation of a GenBank genome assembly. Lineage: Eukaryota; Fungi; Glomeromycota; Glomeromycetes; Archaeosporales; Ambisporaceae.
AUGUUUGAUCAAAUUGAAAUCGAUAGCGACAAUGAAUCAGUAACUGAUUUUUUAAGUGAAGAUAAAUUUGUAGAAAAAUUAGAUAAGGAUAACUUUAACAGAAGUGAAUUUACAGAAAGUUAUUUAGGUAGGAAUAACUUCAUAAAGGAUAAUUAUCUAAACGAACUAGCAGAAAACUAUUUUAAUAAGGAUGAAUUAGUUGAGAAUUAUUAUGAGAAUGAAUCAGUUAAAGAUUAUUCUAAUACAAAUGAAUUGACUAGUAAUGAUAAUUGGCUAGAGAAUGAUAAAGAUAAGACGGAUAACCUUUAUGUUGGUAAACGAUUUGUAUUAUGGCAAGAAGUUAUAAUAUUCCUUAAUUAUUAUUGCAAGCAAAAAAGGUUUGGAUAUAGAAAGAGAUGCUCAAAAAAAAGUGAAGAAUUAGAGGAUGCUAAAAAAAGAACUUUUUUAUGCAAACAUGCAGAGACAUAUAAACCAAAUAAAUUUGCAGGGCUUGAUCAACAGCGAAAUAAACCUUCAUGCAAAGUUGGUUGUAUGUGGUAUAUUAAUAUUGCCAAAAAAGAAAAGAAGGCUGAUAACCCAGAAUGGGUUGUGGAGUAUCAACUAGAUCCAGUCUCAGUUGUUGCACAUGAUAAUACUGCCAAGACCAAUAUAUAUGGUCUUCCACUUUUAAUUUUUAUAGUGGUUGACAAUAACUUUAAUACACAGCCUAUUGCACAAGCAUUCCUUGAGGAUGAAUCUCUUGAAUCAUAUACGUGGAGUUUAAGGGUUAUACAACAAACACUUGGGCUUUGUUCACCAGUAAUUAUUACUGAUGCCGAUCCUGCAAUGGAUGUGGCUAUUGUUCAAACCUAUGCUAAAAUGAGAUAUUUGCACUGCAUCUGCUUCUGA